AUGAAUUAACAAAAGCCUCCAUCAAAUUCAACGAAAAAAAUAGAUUAAUCUGUUUCAACAAUUACUAGGAAAUCACAAUCUGCAUCAAGAAAAGAUUCAUCUUUUUAAUAGGCUGCUGUCAGAUAAGUCUUAGUAGGCGGACAACCAGGAGAUGGGUUAUGGUGUUAUUCUUAAGAUUAGCCUUAAACAAAUCUGGCUAGUAUAAAGGAUAUUGACACACAGAUGAAUUAAAAGUUCAAGUAAAUUGAAUCCAAUAUUGAAUCAGAAAUAGUGGAAACUUUAAGAUAAUAAUGUCAUUAGUUAGGGUUAGAUUUGGAGAAUGUGAAUGUUUAGAAUUAAAAUUUAAAGAUUGAUAUCGCUUAAUAAAAUAAAUACAUAGAUUAAUAAACCAAAAAGCUUGAAACAGCAAUGAAGGAAAUUGAAAAUUUAAGGAAUGUUAAAGCAUCUCUUUAAUCUUAAUGUGACACAAUUAAAGAUCUCUAUAAUAAAACUAAAAGGGAUUUAGCAGGAGUGACUUAAGAAUUAGAAUAAGAAAGGAAAGAAAAUGAAGAGAUGACUCAAUAGAUGGAAAAAUUAUAAGGAUUAUAUUAAGAAAUGUAAAAGGCAAAUAAAGCAGAAGUUGAUAAUCUGAGAGAGCGAGUAGAAGAAUUGGAAGAAGAGAAUGAGGAAUUUAAAAGAAAGUUAUAAAUAAAAGUUGAAAUAGAUAAGAGAUUGGAUUAAGAAAGAACUAUCCAAUAGAAUUAAUAGAAGUUAAAUUUGGUAUCUGAAAAUGAGAGGAAAUUAGAAAGAAUGGGUAAGCUAUUGGAAGAAAAUGCUACUUUAAGUGAAAAACUAGGAGAGAGUGAAACAUUAAGAAGACGAUUUAUGGAGAAAAAUAAUCAAUAUGAAAAAGAAAUUAAAAUUGUAAACCAUCAAAUUUAUAUUGUUUAGCUUGUAGAAAGCAAAUUAGAAGUUGAAAAACAAAUGGUAGCGUUAAAAAAAAGAGUAAAUGAUUUAUAAGUAAUGAAAUCAACUAAUCAAAAAAUAUUGGAAGAUAAAAUCAAUAAAUUAUAAGAGUAAUGUACUUAAUAGCAGAAAUAAAUUGAAAAAAUGAAUCAAAAGUCAAAAAGAAACUAAACCUAAUAAAUCCAUCAUCAGCAAAACUAAGAGGAGGAAACCUCAGAUUAUGAAGAUGUUGAAUCUAAACCAUAACUCUUUGGGGCUUGA
Molecule: messenger RNA, 1206 nt
Organism: Paramecium tetraurelia
Lineage: Eukaryota; Ciliophora; Oligohymenophorea; Peniculida; Parameciidae
Exons: 3
Source: RefSeq, a predicted model, not a curated record